AUAGCAAGGGAGGCGGCCGCGGGGGAGGCUGCUGCGAGCCCCAGGGGCGCGGAGCAGAGCAGGGUUCGCAGCUCGGCGCGCAUCCCCCCGGCUCGCCAGGGCUGCGAGGGAGGCGGCGGCGGCCACGGCUCAGGGAGCGCGUCUGUGCUGGGAGAGAGCGCGGCCGCUGCGGCUGGGCUUCGGCGACCGCCCAGGGCUGAGGAUGCUCCUGCUCCUGGUCCUGCCCUUGCUGCUGGGGGCGGCUUGCGCAGCUCCGGCGGCGGAUGGAGGCGCCCAGCUGCCGCCCGGGGAGCCGGAGCCGGAGCCGAGUUUCCCUCGGGAGGAGGCCAGUCUGAACGAAAUGUUCCGCGAGGUGGAGGAGCUGAUGGAGGACACGCAGCACAAGCUGCGGAACGCAGUCAAGGAGAUGGAGGCUGAGGAAGAAGGGGCAAAAAACCCAUCAGAAGUUGACUUUGAAAACUUACCUCCCAGCUACCAUAAUGAAUCCAACACAGACACCAAAAUUGGUAAUAAAACCAUUCAUACUCACCAGGAAAUUGACAAGGUUACAGAUAACAAAACUGGAUCAACAAUCUAUUCUGAGACUGUUAUUACAUCUAUAAAAGAUGGAGAAAGCAAGAGGAAUCAUGAGUGCAUAAUUGAUGAGGAUUGUGAGAUAGGGAAAUAUUGCCAGUUCUCCAGUUUUGAAUACCUAUGUCAGCUCUGUAAAACCCAACAUUCACCUUGCUCCCGAGAUGUUGAAUGCUGUGGAGACCAGCUUUGCGUCUGGGGUGAAUGUGUGGAAGCUGCUUCAAAAGGCGAGAAUGGCACAAUUUGUGAAAAUCAACAUGACUGUAAUCCUGGGACCUGCUGUGCUUUUCAGAAAGAUCUUCUGUUUCCUGUGUGUACUCCAUUACCUGCAGCAGGAGAACCUUGCCAUGAUCCUUCAAACAAACUCCUGAACCUGAUCACAUGGGAACUGGAACCAGAUGGAGUGCUUGAGCGCUGCCCAUGUGUACAUGGCUUGAUAUGCCAGACUCACAGCCACAGCACCAUGUCUGUAUGUGAAGUGUCUUUUAAUGAAACCAGAAGUAACGAAAAGGAAGAGCCUUUGCUCAUGGAUGAAAUACCAUUUCUUGGUUUGAUACCCAGAGACGUGCUUGACGAUUAUGAAGACAGCAGUAUCAUUCAGGCAGUGCGGAAGGAAUUAGAAAGCCUAGAAGGAAAUAUUUCUGAACAGACAGAUUUAAAGGAGCCAGACUUAGCUCAUGAUCUGCUCUUUGGAGAUGAGAUUUAAAUUAAACACAGGGUAGACUGGUCACUGACAUGAUACAAAUUAAAUUUCUAGAAGUGUCUAGUAUUUUGCUUGUAUGAAUUCUGAACACACACACUGCUGGAUAGAAGUGCAAUAAAUAAUAUUUUAAAGGGGUUUCUUCCUAUUCUCUUCCCCAAAACUUGCAGACUUUUUUUUUUUAAUCCAAGCAGAAGGUUGGACUAAACUGAAUCAGAAAGGUCAUAGGUUUUUUUUUUGACUAGUUACUCUGUCCUGGGUACCAAAAUAAACUUACUAGUUUGAUAUUAAGGGAAAUGAGCAUAAUGUGUCAAACUGUUAAUGUUUCAUACAUAAUCAUUUAAAUUAUUGGUGACCCUCAAGUGAAAGUUUUGAGCAUUGCAUUUUCUGUACAUAUGUUUGGAAUGGUUGUUAUUGUUCUGGGGUGAGGAAGAACCCACUUCUUCAUUUAGGUUGAUUAUUUUCGGGCAUUGGUCUUCAGCCAUGUAUGUGUUUCUUUUAAAAAUAUAUAAUCACAGUGAAGUUGCAAUAAAUAUAGCUUCUGCUCAGUUAUUUGAAGCCUGGGGGAGGCUGGGAAGGAGGAGAGCUUUAUCCUUAGUUUCAGAGAAAGCACAUUGUAAACAGUUGAAAGUGAAGUUUGGUACUGAGGAGGUGGCAAAGGAUCUCAAACUCAUGUCGCACCACUAGCUGUACAGAUUUUGGAGGACUGGGCUGAUAGCUUAAAUCAGCAUCUCUCCUACACAGCAUUUGUCAGUGUCAACUCCAUGAGAGUUAAUACUACUCCUUGCAGCAUUAACUCUCUUUCACAGUUACCUUCAGGAAGGCUUGGAUUCCUCCUCCCCCCCCCCCCCCAUCUCUUACGUAGGUUUGGAAUUUUGAACAAAGUCCAGUGAAGAAAACAUCCCCUUUAACAACUUCUGUAAAACAAACAAAAUAGGAUUGGGGCAAAUGCACAUUCAUUAGGGUGAUAUAUACUCCACAGAUGAAGCUUUCCCCCGUUCCUGUUGAAACAAACUCCACCACUCUUCCAUGUAAUCAGAAUGUCAAAUAUCAAGCUACUGACAAGUAUGUUUCAGACUUACUAUACCAGAGAAUUGUCCCUGCAUACAAGAAUAGGCUGCUUCCCCUUACCUUCCCCAACAGGCCGGCCCUAUUGUUAUAAGCUGCCCUGCUUUGAAGUGAUUGCCUAUUAUAAAAAGCCCAAAUCCAUCACCUUCCUGUAAAAAGUCCUGUGUUUGACCUUUCAAGGAAGUGCUUUCUCUCAAAGUAUUACCCUUACUUACUGUCACAGUAAUACUGCUGCAGUAUUCUGUCUUCAUGCGUAAUACACCUCUACCUCGAAAUAACGCUGUUCUCGGGAGCCAAAAAACCUUACCAUGUUAUAGGUGAAACUGCCUUAUGUUGAACUUGCUUUGACCCGCCCCCGCAGAGCACUGCUUUACCACGUUCUAUCGAGGUGAAGGUGAACUUCCUGGCAUAAGGCUAUUUAAUAAGGCACUGGGGCCACAGUUGUAGGUAGGUCAUAUACUCCAAUAAAAAGCAUGCAUAGGUUUUUACAUUAUAGGGAGGUGGGGGUGGAACCACUGUUCAUAUGGAACAUUACAGAAGGAUCAGAUUCUGCAGCCCUUUCAAAGAGCCAUCUUUGGCCCAUAUAAAUCAUGUGCUAGAGCAGUAGGAGAGGUUUUUUUUUUUUCCCAGAAACAUGGUUGAGAUUAUUGUGAGGAAAAGGAAUUGGACCUUAGAUCCAACUAUGAGAAGGAUGAAAAAAAAUUGGACUUUGUGUUACGUCAAAGCUAGGACAACUUGCCAUGUUCCUUAAGGGAAGAAAAGGCCAUGAAACUGUCUAGGGUGUCUCAAAGCAAAGGAUUCCCUUCAUACUCUUCAAGUUUGAGGUCAGGAGCAUGAAGAACAGUCAUUCCUGUGGAAGAAACCUCUUUCACAAGGACUCCAACAGAAUAGAAGCUACCCUUGUUAGCAUUUCGCUGCAAUUUUGACAACCAUACUUCACCAGAGCCAUGUCAUGCAAUAACCUGAAAAGUCUCAAUCCUCAGAAGCACAGUGAGUUUAAGCCACAGCUGAAACACCUGUUGCUGGCUAUAGCAAUCAGUGAAUGGCUCCACACAGCUGGCAUAACCUAUUUACCACACCACUUCCCUUCUUUCAUAUGGAAGCACCCCAGGGUACAUUUUACAUAUACACAGUGAACAUGAUCAAGGUCAGAAAAGCUCCAGGGCCUUAGUUACAAAAAAUUUCGAGACUGGCUAUUCAAGACUCUCAAUAUCACCUGAUGAAAAUAUUACCUGGUUCAUUCAGACAAAAACUGGAAUAAACUGACAAGUGGCAGUCAAAAUUCACAUCUGCAAGCCGAAGUAAUAUAAGUUCUUCUGGCAGAUGGGUCACUCAGCCUACAUGAGGGUGAUCCAAAUAAUUCUGAGCACAAAAGCACUGGCACAGCAAACAACUCUGAGUAGUGCUUUACAAAAGAGGGCAAGUAUCAGCCUUUCCCUUUUAGAGAUAGGUAGGGUCCUUCGUUUUCAGUUAUUUUAUUUCAUUUUCCCUGGGAAUUUAUCAGUGUUUAUUACCUCAACAACAAAAACAGGUGAAAAUCAGUGCAAAAAACGACUCAAUUUUUCUGGGUAAAUAUUGGGGUUUAUAAAGUAUGCAACAGAUUAAUGCUUUGAAGUCCGUUCAUCAAUGUGGUUUGCUGCAGAACUAAAACAGAACUCAAAACAAUGCCACCUCUGAGUUUAAGGAAACAAUACCUCUCUGAACCCCAAAUAAAACUUUUCAUUUGAACAAACAGCUAACUUGUAGACUUAGACCUAUUAGCCUAUAAAUAUUUACAUUUAAUAAUUGGGCCACACCAUUUGCAGCGCACACACUCAACUUCAUCCUUUUCUCCUGUUUGUAUUUUGUAAACUUUUGAAUGCUUCAUGUUCUGAAACGUAUUCUGAUAGAUUUUCGUUUUCUUCCCAUUUUAGUGUCUCAAAUCUUUAAACCAUUAUCAGCCAACAGCUUGAAAUGUGUAGAUGGUGGGCAUGAGAUUCAUCAGUACAUUCAGAUGCACAUGCACUUCAGAGCUUGCAUGCAGGCCGGUUUGCUUAUUGUGUGCGUCUUCAGGACUAUUACAUAGCCUUACUUCAAGGGGCAGCUUUGCAUAUACAGACUAAUGUAUUAUCGUAAUA
This is a messenger RNA of Mauremys mutica (yellowpond turtle), 4455 nucleotides long. It is a transcript of the gene DKK3, whose product is annotated as dickkopf WNT signaling pathway inhibitor 3. Gene Ontology annotation, cellular component: extracellular region. Bases 203 to 1276 code for a protein of 357 amino acids. Gene Ontology annotation, biological process: negative regulation of canonical Wnt signaling pathway; multicellular organism development. Gene Ontology annotation, molecular function: co-receptor binding; receptor antagonist activity. The record is from RefSeq and is a predicted model, not a curated record. Lineage: Eukaryota; Metazoa; Chordata; Testudines; Geoemydidae. The transcript has 8 exons.